This is a messenger RNA of Setaria italica (foxtail millet), 682 nucleotides long. RefSeq names its product cysteine proteinase inhibitor. The coding region runs from base 139 to 453 and encodes 104 amino acids. NCBI's taxonomy places the organism in Eukaryota, Viridiplantae, Streptophyta, Magnoliopsida, Poales, Poaceae. The transcript has 3 exons. The record is from RefSeq and is a predicted model, not a curated record. Gene Ontology annotation, molecular function: cysteine-type endopeptidase inhibitor activity.
CGCCCCCGCCUCGCCCUCCACUUCAGUUCGCUGCACGCGCGCACCUCGCUCCGUAGUUGGUACUGGCCGGCGGCGUCACCCCGUCCCCGUCUCGUCUCCCCACGGUUCAAGCCUCCUCCCGCCCGGACAGGAGCAGCGAUGGCCAGUCGAGUCGGGAUGGUGGGCGACGUCCGGGACGCGCCGGCGGGGCGCGAGAACGACCUCGGGGCCAUCGAGCUCGCGCGCUUCGCCGUCGCCGAGCACAACACCAAGACCAACGCGAUGCUGGAGUUCGAGAGGCUGGUGAAGGUGAGGCAGCAGGUGGUGGCCGGGACCAUGCACCACUUCACCGUCGAGGUGAGGGAGGCCGGCGGCGCCAAGAAGAUGUACGAGGCCAAGGUCUGGGAGAAGCUCUGGGAGAACUUCAAGCAGCUCCAGAGCUUCGAGCCCGUCGGGGACGCCGCGGCCGCAUGAGGCAGAAGGUACCAUCUUCCAGUGUGAUAUGCUUUUCCCUGAAGGCGCAAGCUUGUCGCUGGGGGCUGGAGCACAGCAGUCGAAGAAUUUAGCUGCAUACACAUCACUGGAAAAGUAUUGUAUGAUGAAUAAACCAGCUCCUUACCAGAUGUAUUUCACAUAUUGACUCCUGUAAAAUGCAAUGCGCUGCGCUACAAGAAAUAUGAAAGCCUUGUACCUUUUCUUGCCA